UCCUCCCCCUCCACCUCCGGUAACCUCAAGCUCGAACCAAACCAUGGCUUGCAAGAACGCCUCCUCCUCGGCCAUGCCGCUCCUCCUCGUCGCCGGCACCGUCGUCCUCGCGCUGCUGGCGUCACCGGCGGCGGCCUUCAACAUCACCAGGAUCCUCGGCGAGUUCUCCGACUUCUCCACCUUCAACCACCUCCUCACGCAGACGAAGCUGGCGGACGAGAUCAACCGGCGGCAGACCAUCACGGUGCUCGCACUCGACAACGGCGCCGCGGGCGGCGUCUCCUCGCUCCCUUCCGACGAGCAGCGGAAGGUGCUCUCCGUCCACGUCGUCCUCGACUACUACGACACCGAAAAGCUCGGCGGCAUGAAGAUGAAGAACCGCUCCGCCGUGCUCACCACCCUCUUCCAGUCCUCCGGCCAGGCCACCGACCGCAUGGGCUUCCUCAACUACACCAAACGCUCCGACGGCAUCAUGGUGUUCGGCUCCGCCGAGCCCGGCGCGCAGGCCACGUCCCAGAUGGUCAAGGUCGUCGUCACCCGCCCCUACAACAUCUCCGUGCUGCAGGUCAACUCCCCCAUCGUGCCGCCCGGCAUCGCCUCCGUCAGCAACAGCAACACCGGCGCGCCACCGCCCCACCCGGCCAAGUCCAGCGCGCCGGCACCCUCGCCGUCCAAGUCCAAGGGGAAGAAGUCGGAUGCCCCGGCACCGGGCCCGUCCGACGACGUCGACGACGACACCGCCGCCGACGCGCCGGGACCGGCGGUGGAUGGCCCCACGGCGGACGGGCCGGCGGCGGACGGUCCUGCGGCGGAUGGUCCGACUGAGGCAGACGCGCCGGCGCACGACAAGGGCGACGUCGCAGACGCGCCGUCCGCCGCCGGCAGGGCGGUGGCCAGCAGCGCAGGCCUUGGCGUCGUUGCACUUGUGGUUCUCAUCUUCCCCUCAGUCUCACUCUGAUCAAUGCUAAAAUGGUGGAGGCCGAGAAAUCGGAAGAGUUUAUAAAUAGAAUGACCAUUAGGAAACGAUAUAGUCAGGGUUCACUCUAUCGGUUGAGACGUUUGUAUCGGGGGUCACCGAAAUUCCGAAAUUUCGAAAAUUUCGGUCCGAAAUUUGGAAAAUUUCGAGUAAAAUUUAGUUGAAUUUGAA
Messenger RNA from Oryza sativa Japonica Group (Japanese rice), 1147 nucleotides. Its product is annotated as fasciclin-like arabinogalactan protein 3. The record is from RefSeq and is a predicted model, not a curated record. Gene Ontology annotation, cellular component: plasma membrane. NCBI's taxonomy places the organism in Eukaryota, Viridiplantae, Streptophyta, Magnoliopsida, Poales, Poaceae.